Molecule: messenger RNA, 933 nt
Organism: Wasmannia auropunctata (little fire ant)
Lineage: Eukaryota; Metazoa; Arthropoda; Insecta; Hymenoptera; Formicidae
Gene: CytC
Product: cytochrome c
Exons: 4
Coding region: 148-474 (108 amino acids)
Biological process (GO): mitochondrial electron transport, cytochrome c to oxygen; mitochondrial electron transport, ubiquinol to cytochrome c
Cellular component (GO): mitochondrial intermembrane space
Molecular function (GO): electron transfer activity; heme binding
Source: RefSeq, a predicted model, not a curated record
CGAAAAUCGCGCUCGAGGCCAGGCCAGCGGAGCCAGUUACUCCACAUCGAUCGCGGGCUGCUAUUCAUAGUCGGACUACAGGCCAGUUGGCUGCAUCACUGUUCUCUUGUGCGUGACAGAGACGCGAGAAUACAAAAUUAAAUAAAUAUGGGUGUUCCGGCGGGUGAUGUAGAGAAAGGAAAAAAGCUUUUUAUUCAAAGAUGCGCACAAUGUCAUACCGUCGAAGCGGGUGGCAAACACAAAGUAGGUCCUAAUUUACAUGGACUUAUAGGUAGAAAAACUGGUCAAGCUCCGGGUUUCUUAUACACCGAUGCCAACAAAGCGAAGGGAAUCACUUGGAAUAAGGAUACCCUGUUCGAGUAUCUAGAAAAUCCAAAGAAAUACAUUCCCGGCACGAAGAUGGUAUUCGCCGGAUUGAAGAAGCCCCAGGAGCGGGCCGAUCUUAUAGCUUAUCUCGAACAAUCGACGAAGUAGGCGCCUCUCCCACGUGCAUGCUACCGCAUCGCGGAAUUCGCGAGGGAUGCGAGCGAGCGCGCGAGAUGCCGCGUAUGGCAUGCGAGUCGCGAUAUUAGUACGAUUAUCAUCUCAUCACGUCUUGUCAUCUCACUCGUACUGUUCACCCCAUGGACUCUCCUCUCGAUGGUACUCAAAAGCGUUCGCAAUACGUGUUUAAAUAGUAAAUUGUUAUUGUUGAUAAGUAGAUAAUUGCAAAUAUGUACAUGACGUGACAAUUGGGUCGGGCUAGCCCCGACUCUGCUUUCUUUCUUCAUUACACCGAAGAGAUAUUCUCAGGAGCGCCAUUAACGCCCGCCAUGCGAGUGGUUGAGCCACUCUUCCGCGGAUCUCGCGUCCUUAAUUAUUUAUUAUCAUUGUACCAUCCAGCGAGUGUUGAUCUGUAAAUCAAAGACAAAAUACAGACUAGGCAAUUAAAAA